Messenger RNA from Drosophila virilis, 1546 nucleotides. The record is from RefSeq and is a predicted model, not a curated record. Lineage: Eukaryota; Metazoa; Arthropoda; Insecta; Diptera; Drosophilidae.
CAAACUCAGUUCUUUAUUUAACUCCAACUGGUUAACAUCUGCGAAUAAAUGAACGCAUUUCGUGAUGCUGCCAAUAACCCGUGCUACUGUGGAUAACUUCUGCAGAGCGUGCUUGCAAGAUUUAGGCAAAUUACAAAAUACAAGGGAACUUCGACAUGAUUUAAAAGAAGAUCCGCAACUCUUACGCAUUGUUGAAUUAAUGGCAGAUGGAUUACAGCCAAUGAGAACGGGAAUGCAGUUGGCAAUGCCAACUCGUUUGUGUCAUUCCUGCUACACGAAAGUUGGCAUGUUUCGUAAAUUUGCAGAGAUGUCCAUUUGUACGGGUGUCGCUCUUAAUGAAUUAACAGCUGAAAAGCUUGAGUUAACGGACAAUACUAAAGUUAAAAUGAUAUGUGCUACAUGCUUUAAAAUUAAAGCGGACCAUAAUGCCAAUUCGAUCGAAAACUCACCCAAGCUGCAGAGCUUGAUGCGGCUUAUAUUUACAGGAACUGAUAAAAUGCAACCGAUUGAUAAUAAGCCGACUGGGAGCAUAUGUAAAUAUUGCUGCCAAAAAUUUAGAACAUUCCUGGAAUUUCAAAGUAUAUUACAAGAAAGCCAACAAUAUUUUGUAUCUACUAUAUUGUCAAACACAGACGAAAUACCAGAAAUGGAUUCCUCAAUUAAAACAGAAUAUCCUAAUAUUGGCGAUGAAAAUCAAAGUGGAAAAAAUAAAAUCAAAUUAUCCAACACAAAAGAACAUGAUCUUUCCCAGGAAAGUGAUUCUGAAAUGGACAAUACAGUCGCAAGUCUGUCCAACGCGGAGAACAUUUGUCCGUAUUGUCAGCGGGAGUUUAAGAGGAAAACGCACUUGAAAGAUCAUGUAAGAUUGGUCCAUGAAGGCCUACGUCCAUAUAAAUGCGACUUUUGUCAACGUUCAUUUGGUUUGGCCAGAACCCUGCGCAUUCAUAUAAUGGGUCACACAAAAGAGCGCCCAUUUGUAUGCAAAAUUUGUGAAAAAUCAUUUCGGCAAAAAACAGAGCUGAAUCUUCAUAUGAAUAAUCAUUUAGCGAGCAGUCAAUUCCGAUGUCCGAUCUGCUCUCAUGACAGAGCCAGCCAAGAAGAUCUGGACGCACAUAUGACUCGGCACAAUAACAGGGAGGGCUACCAAUGCAGCACAUGUGGACGAAAAUUUAAAAAGCUUUGCCAUCUGAAGGAGCAUGACGAUGCAGUUCAUCUAAAAUUGCGUCCCUUUGUAUGCACCCACAACAAUUGCGGAAAGGCAUUUGGAGCACGCAAAACACUUUAUACACAUCUGCGAACGCAUACGGGCGAGCGUCCUUAUAGUUGCAAUAUUUGUUAUAAACCAUUUUCGAGCAAGGCGAAUCUUUCGCGACAUUCUCGCACCCACGAAGAGACGGUUGUCAAGGUAGAAGUUAUUGAGUAAGAUCGCUGGGACACCCAUCCACAAAAUUCAUUAUCUUAAUUGUGAAUCAAAAUAGCAGGUACCAAAUAUUUUCGUUUUCGGUUAUUAUUGAAUAAUGGUUACAAUAAAAAAAAUCAAUUCAAA